Molecule: messenger RNA, 1385 nt
Organism: Vicia villosa (hairy vetch)
Lineage: Eukaryota; Viridiplantae; Streptophyta; Magnoliopsida; Fabales; Fabaceae
Product: E3 ubiquitin-protein ligase RSL1-like
Exons: 3
Coding region: 184-1248 (354 amino acids)
Biological process (GO): positive regulation of proteasomal ubiquitin-dependent protein catabolic process; ubiquitin-dependent protein catabolic process; protein polyubiquitination
Cellular component (GO): ubiquitin ligase complex; cytoplasm
Molecular function (GO): zinc ion binding; ubiquitin protein ligase activity; ubiquitin conjugating enzyme binding
Source: RefSeq, a predicted model, not a curated record
UUAGUUGCUAUUUCUGUAAUUGAUCAUAUUGUAGUAGUAAUUUACCAUAGGUUUCUUGGUUGCUUCACACCUAUACUAAUUAAUUCAAUAAAUAGUCAACAGAGAAAUUUUAGUUGCUAUUUCUGUAAUUGAUCAUAUAGUUGGAUUUCUUUCUUGAACGUGACUUUUGGAGUUCCAACAUCAAUGGAUUCUCAGGAUAUAGUUAGAAAGACAAAUGAUCAGCCUGAAGUCUCCUUGAUGGCAGGUGAAAGUGCAAAAUCGCUUAAUCAAGCUUUUCUCAGUUUCUUUGAGUCUUUUAUCGCAAGUGAAGUCGUCGGUGGAGGAUCCAUGAGAAUUGGCAAGUUCAUUUCAUGCAUUCUAUCUACUAGUAAACACUUCUUGAAGAAAAAUAUUUGUGAGAUCAUCGAGGAAAAUUCAUCCUCUACAAUAGAUGAAGAAGAGUUUUAUGAUGCUGAAGAAAAUUGUCCAAUAUAUGAUGACAAGCAUGUCGUAGAAAUCAAAGUAGUGGAUGGUGAUGAUAAUACACUCUUGAGAAACCUAAAACAGAAACAUAAGGAGACUAUUGAAGACAAAUAUUCUACUCAAUUGAAACAUGAGUCCUAUUGUUCUAUUUGUAUGGAAGCUAAACCAAUUAAAGAAAUGUUCAAAAAUCAAAAUUGUUCACACUCUUUUUGUGAAGAUUGUAUUAGAAGAUAUCUAGCUACAAAAAUUCAAGACAAUACAUCAAGGGUAAAUUGUCCUGAACCUAGCUGCAAAGGAACCUUAGAGGCUUAUCAUUGUAUUUCAAUUAUACCAAAGGAGGUGUUUGAUAGAUGGGAAAAUGCACUUUGUGAGAAUUCGGUAUUAGAAUCACAAAAAAUUUAUUGCCCUUUUAAAGAUUGUUCAACAAUGUUGGUGAAUGAUGCAAAGGAAGUUGUGACAGCUUCAGAAUGUCCACAUUGUCAUCGAUUAUUUUGCGCACAAUGUAGGGUUUCGUGGCAUGUAGGAGUUGACUGUAAAGAGUUUCAUAAUUUGAAAAAUAGUGAGCAAGGGAGUGAAGAUUUAUUGGCGAUGAAACUUGCAAGGAAAAAGAAUUGGAAAAGAUGUCCAAAAUGCAACUACUAUGUGGAAAAAGUUCAUGGAUGUACUCACAUUAUAUGCAGGUGUCAUCAUCAAUUUUGCUAUGGAUGUGGAGGCACUUGGACAGGAGGGUCUCAUUAUAAAUGUAGAGUUCGAAAAAAAUAUGCAUUAUUGCCUUGUUUGAUUUGAUUCCCUUUUAAUAUUUGUUUUUGUAAAAUAAAUGUCUGUAUAUUUUAGUUUUGGAAACUAAAUCAAAAUAAUUUAAAGUAGUUUUAGUUAUAAAUUUCUUAUAUUGUUUUUCUAAAAGGCACACAAUAUGAAUUGUU